CCCGCCAUUUUCAUUGCGCCGCCGGUUUGGUUGGUCAGCCCGCUGUCUAGUUUCUUAUAUCAUUUUUAUAUUUCACCCACCUGCCUCUUCUUCUCUCUUUAUCUUCCCCUCCUUCACCUUUCUACCCUGUUACAAUUUCCUACCUCAAACAUUACCAAAAUGGUCACUGUUGACAAGCUCUUCACUCUGUCUCAAGUAUCUGAACACAACACCCUCAAGGACUGUUGGCUCAUCAUCCAUGGCAAGGUGUAUGAUGUGACCAAGUUCUUGGAAGACCAUCCUGGUGGCGAUGAAGUAUUGUUGUCGGCAACAGGAAAGGAUGCCACUGAUGACUUUGAGGAUGUGGGGCAUAGUUCUAGUGCCAAAGAAACCAUGGCUCAGUUCUAUGUUGGAGAGAUUGAUGUAUCGACCAUACCAAAGAAGAAGGCAUAUACACCUCCCAAGCAGCCUCAUUACAAUCAGGACAAGACAUCGGAGUUCAUUGUUAAGCUUCUCCAGUUUCUAGUUCCUAUUGCAAUCUUGGGUUUGGCCCUCGGCAUCCGCCUCUACACAAAAUCAACUUAAGGUUCUCAAUUACUCGUGGCACCAGACAAUUGGUAUCUUAUUGUUAGACUGCUUUGUUUUUCUUUUUUCUUUCUGUUGCAUUGUUGUCUUUUGCAUCUUGGGAUGGUAGUUUAGUGUUCCUGAUAAUAGUUGUGCUUCUGCUGAUUUCUUCCUCAAACAUGGGGAUAUUUUACAACUUACCUUUCCUUUUCUUUUUUAAAUAUUUUUAAUAAUAUAUCAACCGAAUAGAGAGAGCCCUA
Messenger RNA from Mangifera indica (mango), 803 nucleotides. RefSeq names its product cytochrome b5-like. Gene Ontology annotation, molecular function: heme binding. Gene Ontology annotation, cellular component: membrane; intracellular membrane-bounded organelle. The record is from RefSeq and is a predicted model, not a curated record. NCBI's taxonomy places the organism in Eukaryota, Viridiplantae, Streptophyta, Magnoliopsida, Sapindales, Anacardiaceae. Bases 160 to 564 code for a protein of 134 amino acids. The transcript has 3 exons.